Molecule: messenger RNA, 2492 nt
Organism: Linum trigynum
Lineage: Eukaryota; Viridiplantae; Streptophyta; Magnoliopsida; Malpighiales; Linaceae
Source: the annotation of a GenBank genome assembly
UUUAAUUUCUAUGACGACCAAAAUUAAUUGGAGCAGAGGAAACAAAUAACAUACUCGUUUCUAAAUUGUACUUCCAAAGGAUUUUGUUCAGCAACAACGAUAUCGGUAGCCAGCUUCCGACAUGAAAACACUGUAUAAUCUCAAGCCAAAUAUUAAGUACGACGGAGGCAUCUGCGUCGAAUAAGAUCUAAUUGUUCAUAAGCUAAUGAUGUAGUCAUGACCAUUAAGAAAAUAGUUUAAUUAAAUAAUUCCAAAGAUAAAGGUAGGAGCAGUACCUAGUUAGCAAAUUUGAUCUCAUAUUUCUGCUAUCUAAUUGCAGUGCCCCCUGAUUUCGUGGGUCUUAAGGAAAGGACAGGACAGGGGAGGGGUAAAUAACUGAAAUGUUAGCGAGAAAACAGCAAAUUUAAAAGCUGCAAAAUAGGAUAUGACCCAGUCGGUUCUCACUUUGCUCGAUCUACUGCGGGGGGAAACAUUACAUUUGUUCCUUAAUGCUCUCUCCAUUAAAUCAUAAACAUCCUCAGGCUUGCUUUCAUUUCUUCCUUUUCCCUUCCUGAAUGUUUUUUUUUUCCAAAACAAUUUUAAGCUUUCGACAAGAAGCUCGAUCGAUAGAUCUUCUACGUACUUCAUAACACCGGAGGGGGAGAGACGCAGAGAGUCUGUGUGUGAAUCUCACCGAUCGAUCACUAUCGCAUGCACCUGAGGUAAUCUUACAUCCUUCACCACUCGUAGUUUGCUUUAAUUUUGGCAGAUGAUCAUCCAUCAUAUAUAAUUUACAGGUUUGAUAUAUGGUAAUCUAAUUAAUUUUAGUUUCAAUUUGCAUGUUGUGAAAAUAGGUGAUAUGCAACAGAGAUUAAAACAGCAGCAGCAGCAACAGCAGGCACUAAUGCAGCAAGCUUUACUUCAACAGCAACACAUGUACCACCCCGGUGUACUCGCCGCCGCAGCUAUGUCACAGAUGGAACCAAUUCCUAGUGGCAAUCUACCUCCUGGAUUCGACUCGUCCACGUGUCGUAGCGUCUAUGUAGGAAACAUCCAUGUCAAUGUGACUGAGAAACUGCUCGCUGAAGUUUUCCAGACUGCUGGCCCUUUAGCAGGAUGCAAGCUUAUCAGAAAGGAGAAGUCGUCGUAUGGGUUUGUCGAUUAUCACGAUCGAUCUUCUGCAGCCAUUGCAAUCAUGUCACUGCAUGGAAGGCAGCUUUAUGGGCAAGCAUUGAAGGUGAAUUGGGCAUACGCAAACAGUCAACGAGAGGAUACCUCAGGGCAUUUCCACAUAUUCGUCGGAGACUUGAGCCCGGAGGUUACUGAUGCGACGCUGUAUGCCUGCUUCUCGGUCUAUCCCAGUUGCUCUGAUGCAAGAGUGAUGUGGGAUCACAAGACCGGUCGAUCCAAAGGAUACGGUUUCGUCUCCUUUCGUAAUCAGCAGGAUGCACAAGGUGCCAUCAAUGAUCUAACUGGUAAAUGGCUUGGGAAUAGGCAAAUAAGAUGCAAUUGGGCCACUAAAGGGACAGCAUCCAAUGAUGACAAACAGAGCAGUGACAACCAAAAUGCAGUUGUGCUUACUAGUGGAUCUUCAGAGGGAGGUCAAGAAAAUAGCAAUGAGGAGGCUCCUGAGAAUAAUCCGGCCUACACCACUGUUUACGUCGGUAAUCUUUCACAUGAGGUUACUCAAGCCGAACUACAUUGUCAUUUCCAUGCGCUUGGAGUCGGGGUGAUUGAAGAGGUUCGAGUUCAGAGGGACAAAGGUUUCGGAUUUGUGAGGUACAACACCCAUGAAGAAGCCGCUUCAGCCAUUCGAAUGGGGAACGGCAAGAUCGUCCAUGGGAAACCCAUGAAGUGCUCAUGGGGGAGCAAGCCGACUCCGCCGGGAACAGCUUCGAACCCUCUGCCGCCUCCAGCACCACAACCAUACCAAAUCCUGCCUUCAACUACACUCAACCAAGGCUACUCUCCGGCCGAUCUAUUAGUGUACCAACGGCAACUGGCGUUGAGCCAAGCAGCGGCAUCUGGGCUUUCGGGGCAGGCCCUUGUACAGUUGACUGGACAGCAUGGGCUCGCCGCGGCUUCGAUGGGCCUGGGCUCGGCUGGCUCUCAAGCCCUGUACGAUGGAUACGGCAAUAGUACCACGGGCCAACAGCUUAUGUACUAUCGUUAGUUCUUAAUCACGUUCUGUUCGUUAAACAUUUUGAGUAACCUUUCUUCUUUUCUUGAGUUUUUUUUUCACGGCUGUUAUUCUAAUCUUUUCUCAGGUACGUACCUUGCAUGGUACUUUAUUUUUUUGAGUAAGUUUUGAAUGUAAUUGUAUUUUUAUAUUUUAUUUAUUGAUUUUAUGGACUUAUAUGAUGUUGUAUUAAUUAAUUAGGUUCUGUUAUAAGUUAUAAUUUAGAUGGUCAUGUUUGUUGUAUAUAAUUUAUAACCAUCUUUAAGUUGAUGAAUUAGUGGGACAAAUUUUUAGCUCCAAAGAACAUUUGCAAGAAUAAUGAGCAAUUUAUAGU